Messenger RNA from Cantharellus anzutake, 628 nucleotides. RefSeq lists its product as uncharacterized. The record is from RefSeq and is a predicted model, not a curated record. Lineage: Eukaryota; Fungi; Basidiomycota; Agaricomycetes; Cantharellales; Hydnaceae. The coding region runs from base 64 to 429 and encodes 121 amino acids. The transcript is spliced from 2 exons.
GGUCACCUGACUGAAAAGUAGGUUCUCGGGGCCACCAAGUUAACCUAGCUAACUGAGUGCUAUAUGAGCACCGAGCAUCCAGCGCUUGAGUCCUCGUGGGCCCUGAUUCGCGCUCUGGAUGGGUCCUCUGACCCUCCACAGGGCGGCGAACUGCUCAAAGUUGAGCUCGCGCUUGCUGCUUGGAGGAACCCGAAUCUCCUCGUCCCUUGUAAAGCUGAGGUCCUAGGGCGCUGGGCGUUGAAAACCAUGAUUAAGUGCAAAGACCAGGUGCCGGAAAGGAACGUAAAUCUUGACCAACGCUAUUGGUCCCUUUUAAAUGCCAUUUUUUCUUCGAUUACCGCGUACUCUGGAGAAAAGUCACAUAUUCCCCCCCUCGAAAUGUGCCUGAUGAACCGAAAUCACUUGGGCGUGCCUACCCAAUAUGGAUGACUGACAUCAUUUCAAACCCUUCAAUAUACAUAAUUCUCCCUUCUCUGCUUAAAGUUUUCGAAGGGCUAACUCGCGGAGUGGUGGAGGAGGUUCUGUCCGUAUACCGUCUGGUGCAGCCCGUUGCGUUGGUCAGGAUCGAAUUUCGGGUUGUGUUCUCGGUUGCUUGUGAAUUUUUCAGAUUGUUGGCACGCAGUGACAC